Messenger RNA from Tripterygium wilfordii, 5136 nucleotides. RefSeq lists its product as uncharacterized. The record is from RefSeq and is a predicted model, not a curated record. Bases 509 to 4789 code for a protein of 1426 amino acids. The transcript has 12 exons. Lineage: Eukaryota; Viridiplantae; Streptophyta; Magnoliopsida; Celastrales; Celastraceae.
CACAGAAGGCUUCGAUGAGAAAUGCAAAAUUAACCAGAUUUACUUGUUUUCACUGGAGAGAGAGAGAGAAAUUGUAGGGAGGGGGAGAAUCUAGAGAGAGAAAAUAUAGGGAAGGCGAGAGUCUGGGUUUGUGUGUGAGGGGCCAAUUUGAAACAUUCGGAUUCACUCGAAUGACCAAUUCAGGAUCAUAGAGAGAGAGAGAGAGAGAGAGAGAGAGAGAGAGAGAGAGUCGGUUUAUGUACAUGUAUUAGUAUUCUGUAAUUGGGGAUUGUGAUUAUAACAAAACAGAAGGGGGAGGGGUUUCUUUUGGUUGAAAUUGAAUCCGAUUAGGGGAGAGAAUCUAAAGCGAUAGAAGAAGAUUGAGAAACUGGAGUUUUCGUUUGCGAUAGGCGAUGGUGGCCGCAAAGUGGACGGGGCGGAUUGUGUAUGAGUUAUGCAAUGCGGCGGAGGUGAUUGAAGAACCGAAAGGAAUCAACUCGGGCUAAACAAAAGAUUUGGUUAGUAUCUCAUGAAUCAGAAGGUUAACAUGAGAGUAGAGUCCGGGAUCUGCAACCUGUGUUCUGCUCCUUGUUCAUCUUGCAUGCACCUUAAUCUAACUCGAAUGGGUUCAAAGAGUGAUGGAUGUUCUGAGGAAACCUGCCAUGCGACUGUAACAAGUCAGAUCUCUAUCAGUGUGGGUGAUGUACUUUCUUCUAAGAGUAGAGCAUGUGAAACUUUACAGUAUGCCACCAGUGAAGGAAGUAUCCUGCUCAGUGUCAAUUCAAGUCAUGAUUCAUUGUCUGAAAAUCCAGAAAGCAAAGUGAUUAUCAGGUCAUCAGACAUAUCUGAUACUGCGGAUGGCACUGAGGUGCUCCCCAAUUCAUCUUUAUGUGGAACAGGAGCAGAUGGUCAACCUUCUUCAAAAGCACAACCUGUUUUGGAUCAAAGUACUUCAAAACUGAAAGAGGAAUUUAGAGAAUUUGAAGACCGUGAUGAUAACACAUCACGCAUUAAUAGUGUGAAUGACGAUGAUGUACUGGGCAGUUACUCCAAGGAAAAUUUAGAAAGGAAAAAUGUGUCAUUCAGUGCAGCUUCUGUUAGUAAUUUAGGUCCUAAAGGAUCUGGAAAGACAGUUAUUUCCUGCAAUUCAGGCAUGUUAGAGACUCAGUCAACUGAUGCUUCUGCCCAUGGUGGCCUACCAAAGGGAAAAGUGCCUCAGUGCCCUAGUGAAUAUAUCAAUUUGUCAUUGUCAAAAAAGGCAGCAACUGGGGCAACUUCAGAGGUUUCAAAUAAAAACUCAGAAGUGGAGCCGAACAAGGAUAGUAAACAGCCACCUGAGGAAGGUCACAAAAUUUCUGAUAAAGUUGAUGAAGAUAAGAAGACCAUUAAGUCAGCUGGGCUAUGUGAUGAAAAGGAACAUCUAUUGCAGUCUGCAUCGGCAGAUGAGAGUGAUGAUUCAGAUAUUGUGGAACAUGAUGUAAAGAUAUGCGAUAUAUGUGGGGAUGCAGGUAGGGAGGAUUUACUUGCUAUAUGUAGCAAGUGCAGUGAUGGUGCCGAACACACUUACUGCAUGCGAGAGAUGCUUCAGAAAGUUCCAGAAGGUGAUUGGCUUUGUGAAGAAUGUAAGAUUGCUGAGGAAAGUGAAAGCCAGAAGCAAGAUGCUGAGGUUGAAAGAGUAAAUAAAGCUAGUCCAAGUAUACCAAACUCUGGUGACAAACAUGCAGAAAAUUUGGAGGUUGCUUCAGCUUCGAGAAGGCAGGCAAUUGAAGCAAAUAUUGUGUCUCCGAAGUCGUCUAGUCCUCACAGAACAGCUACACUAUCUCGUGAUAGUUCUUUCAAGAACUUAGAUAAGGGGAAAGUACGGCCAACUCAAAAGUCAUUUGGAAAUCAAUCUGGUAAUGAUAUUUUAGAAACUGUGCGCUCCCCCACCACCAGUAUGCGGCUUCAUCCUCCAAAAGGUACUCUGUUAAAAUCCAAGUCAUUUAGUACCUCCAAUUUCAAACCAAAACUCAAGCAGGUAGAUGAUGUUCCCUACAGGCAGAAGGGGACUAAAGAACAUGCUGCUUCUGAUCUGCAGGAGGGCCGUACAAGAACAAUAGGCAAAUCUGCCUCAUUUAAAUCUGUGAUUCAUGGCCAUUUAAAUGCUCCUGAAUCGAAAGUUAAAACGCUUUCUUCUCAAUUUUCACGUGCUCAAGAUAUAAAAGGAUUCAAAGCAGCUAAAGACCGGAAUGCACCUGAAUGGAGAAAAUCUUUAAAACAGGAUCGCCCUUUUGUUACUUCAACUGCAGUUAGUUCUUCUAUCUCAAGUGCCAAGGCUGAUUCAAAAAUGACAUCUGCAAGUAACAACCGAGAUUCAAAAGGUGUUCAAUCUGAUGGAAAGUUGAGAACCCUGACAAAAUCAGCCAGCGGUCUGGCUCGUAAAGUUUUAGAAACUUCAGUUACUUCUGUUGGAGAUUCAGAUACUUGUGGAAACAGUGGUUCUGGUGGGCAGAAGAUUAACCAAGCCAUCCCUAAGGAUGAAACAGCCUCAAAUGCUUCUUGGACUGCUGACAGACCAUCAAGUAAUUUCUGUGUUCUAGAUGGGUUACCCAGGUCGGGGGAACUGUCGCAUCAGGGUGAGAAAAGUAGGGAGGUGCCUGUUAGUCGUUCAAAGCAUCCAGUAACAACGGCUUCCAGAAAUUUUCCUUGUAGAAAAUGUAGAGAAACUGGUCAUGCUGCCGAAUAUUGUCCUGUCAGUAGUCCACGGUCUUCAGGUGUUGAUUUGUCUGUUGCAAGAAGUAUGAAAGAGGAGAUGAGAAAAGGUAGUAAGUUAAAAGCUGCAGUUGAGGUUGCUAUGCUGAAAAGGCCUGGAAUACACAAAGAGAAAGGAGAUAUGGAAGAAACGGAUGGGUUGCCCACUCCAAAGGCAGCUGUAAAAUUUGAAAUAGCAUCUGAAGAGCAUAGUUAUGCACAUUCCCCUGCAGUGUCUGUCUUUUGUAAAGCAUUUGCUAUUCCAGAACCUGAGUAUAUUUGGCAGGGUACUUUUGAGGUGCAAAAAGGUGGAAAAUUUUUGGACUUGUGUGGUGCUUUCCAAGCACAUGUAUCAACUUGUGCAUCACCAAAGGUGCUGGAAGUAGUGAAGAAGCUGCCACUUAAAGUCACCUUAGAUGAGGUACCUCGCUUGAGCAUGUGGCCAACACAGUUUCAAUGUCAUGGUGUCCAUGAGGAUAAUAUUGCUCUUUAUUUCUUUGCCAAGGAUCUUGAGAGUUAUGAGAAAAGUUAUAUGGGCUUGUUGGAUAGCAUGAUUAAAAGUGAUUUAGCUCUCAAAGGAACUGUUGAUGGGUUUGAACUCUUGCUAUUCCCUUCCAACGUACUUCCUGAGAACUGCCAGCGUUGGAACAUGCUAUUUUUUCUUUGGGGAGUUUUCAGGGGUAGGAGAUCAAAUUGUUCAGUUUCCCCAAGUUAUUCAGAUCCUUCAAAGAAGUUAGGUGUUUUUGAUUCAAAUGCAGUGCCCACAUUGAAAGAAAUUUCAAAUGCCAUCACAUCUUUUUCUGAGAACGUAUGUUCAGCCACACAUACUGAGAGAAAAAGCUCACUUGCAUGUGAAAGUUCUUGCAAUGCAGUCCAAGAAUAUGAUGCUACUGACAAGACUUAUGUCACAAUGAAUGGUGAUAGUGAUAAAGAAGUUUGUCUUAUGGAGGAUAGAAUUUUGGAUUUGCAAGCUAACUGCAAACAGGAAGAUGGUGAACUUGAAUCAAAAUCCUCAUCAAAUAUUGCAAGUAGCAUGGUAUCUUUAUGCCCCAAAAUGGAAUCUAAUGAUCCUCUGGAAUGUCAGGGACAACACGUAAAGCUGAAGAAACCUUCUGUUGUGGCAAUUGGAAUCAAGGGAGGUUUUGGCAAGAGUGAGAAGACUCGAUCGGAUGCUUUACUUGUGAAGGAAGACAGCUCAGCUUUUAAGCAGCUCCCUAUUCGGAAUGGAGAAAAAUGUAUUGCUGGGUAUAUUGGUGAGGUUGAAGUAGCAGAUAGAAUGCUUAUUGACGGCGAUGGAAUUAAACUUGAAAGGAACUUGGGAAGAGAUGAUCGGGAUAUGAAUAUAGAGACUUGCUCAGCUGGUCGCCGAAAUAUUGAAGGCCUCAAUUCCAAGCACAGAAAACGUCCAUACUUCGAUCUGUCCAAACCGGCCCCUCAAUCUUCUAAUGACAUGGAUCAAAGGUUGCCAUGGAAUGAGCUGAAUACCAUUUACAAUGGGGAAAUUAUUAAUAAAAAGCUGAAGGCUGAUUUUAGUGAAGUAUAUGAAUGUAGAAGGACUAAAGAUGUUUGUGCUUCUCAGAUGCAUGAUACGUAUUCUGGUUGCGCAAUAGAGGAUAAAACAUCGGAAGAGUCUUGUGAUGAGAAAGUUAUCCUAGAGGACUUAGGCUCUGCUGAGAGGUCCUUCUUUCCUGUGGUCACACCUCAUGUGAAGGAUUUUCAGUUGGAAGACAAUCCCAUGCCAUGGAAACAACCCUCAUUUGAAGAUCAAAAUAGAUCUCAUGAUCGUGUCCCAGAUCUCGAGCUUGCUUUAGGGGCUGAUAGAAAACCUCCAAAUAAGGGACUUCUGCCCUUUUUUGUUGGAAUGGUAGACAGAAAUAAUACCCAGAAUAAGCCCUUUGAUAAGAUGACUGAUGUAGCAGAGGAGGAUGACCCUGCUGCCUCUCUCUCCCUCUCUCUUUCAUUCCCGUUUACGGACAAGGAACAAAAUGUGAAAUCUGUCUCAAAAAGGGAGCAGGUCCUGCCAGAAAGGCAUAAUGUGAAUACUUCACUGCUGCUCUUUGGGGGCUUGUCAGAUAAAUAGGCCAAUGAUGACGACCACAGUUUGUGUUAUAUUCUUCAUAAUACAGGUGGGAAGAUGAUAAUCUUACGAUGGCCUUAUGGGGACCUAUGUUCCAUCUGUUUAAUACCAACACAGGAUUGCUAAUAAUUUCCCUUUUGCCGUUUUUAGGACCUUGUUGUUUUUGAGUGCAUAGCCGGCUGUUUGUAUAUAAGGUGAACUAAGCCGGAACGGUUUCGAAAUGCCUAAAGAAAUUUUAAGACCAAUGCUUCAACAAUGGUUUUAUGUUAAUUUUGCCCCAUCCUUCAGUUUUUUUCAAGGUUGGUUAAAACAUUAGAGUUUGCUUUCCCUAGUAUAUAUAUAUUUUUUCA